GUAAAACAUAAUAAUGACAAAUAAAUAUAAAUUUUUUCAAGUGUGUCCAGGAAAUGAUAAAAAUCAGUUCAAAGGAAUCUGUGUCACAGCAAAAGUGAGAAAAAGCAGAAUCAUGGUGCGGAUGAUAAACAGGUGCAAAUGUAAUCUUUUGAGGGGGAGAAAACCAUUAAAAUAAUAUAUAUAACAACUCCAGAGAAGGAAAUUGUGCUGAAGGUUUUUCAUGCCUGUGGACCAAGUUUUAAAAAAUGCAAUUGUGAUGAAAAGGGUGAGACAGAAGUACAUAGGAUAAAGAUAAAAAUAAUAAUUUUUAUUUGUUACACCAUGUAAAAAUAAUUUAAAUAAAGCCAUUUACGGGCACCUUUAGCAAUGAUUUAAUGGUUUCUACCUCCUGAAUAUUCAUUAUUAUGCACGCAAUAGUAAAUGAAAAAGGUCAAGGCAACCUAAAUGUUGCCAUAUUGUUAAAAACUUUCCAAACAGGGAAACCUGACAUUGUGCAAAAAUGACCAUAAAUGUUCGAGAUGUUCAGAUUCACUAGUUUUUGGCUUGAUCACUCUGUUAUACUUAAAUUGCUUAAAUUGGUCGGAAUUGUUUGGUCACUCUUGCGCAGUUGAAGUGAUGGGUGCAUAAGCCUGUGAAUGUGUUUGUGUGUGUUAAGGGGGUUGGAGUUGUAAAGGGUACUCUUAAAAGCACAGCAGCAGCUUUGUAACUUCCUGUUAAGAAUCAGAGUGCAACUUCAACAGAGCAGUCAACUGAUUAGUUUACCAUGGCUUCCGAAGCUUCCAACAGUUCUGAUGCUUUCAGCUUCUCUGAAGACUUUGGUUUCCUCUAUGGGGAGAAUUCCACAGACUUAUUUCCUGAGGAUUUGCUUCCUGAGAUUUUGCCCAUCCAGAUAACGGCUCUGGUUCUCUACGCCACUGUGGUCCUGCUCGGAGUACCUGGUAAUGCUCUUGUUUUGUGGGUGACUGGCUUCUGCAUGACCCGCUCUGUUACGUCUAUCUGGUUCCUGAACCUGGCGCUGGCUGAUCUUCUGUGCUGCCUGUCCCUCCCUCUGCUCAUGGUGCCCCUGGCACACGAUGACCACUGGCACUUCGGCCCGCUGGCCUGCACUCUAGUCAAAGGCCUCUUUUAUUUGGUGAUGUACUGUAGCGUUCUGCAGCUGGUUCUGAUCAGCUUGGAUCGACUCAUGCUUGUCAAAAGACCCAUCUGGUGCCAGAACAACAGGCAUCCCAGGAAAGCUGUAUGGGCAUGUGUGGCUGUGUGGUGCCUGGGUCUGGUGGGCAGCAUCCCACAGUUUGUCUAUGCCCAGCAGAUUGAGGCCGGGGAACAGAAGAGAGAAUGUGUACUAGCAUACCCUCAAAAACGUGUCUGGCCCAUUUCAUGCUUUCGCUUUGUGACGGGAUUCAUCCUCCCCUUCUUUGUCAUCAUCAUCUGUCAUCUGGUGGUGUACAGCAUCACCCAGGGGGGAAUGUCACGUAGUCGGGUGAAAUCCAAACGAACCCUGAGGGUCAUCAUUGCCGUGGUGUUAAGCUUCUUCUUGUGCUGGCUCCCCUUGCACAUUGUGGACUUUAUCGACUUGGCCACCCCACGAAGUUCCUCCCACGGUCCAGAUAUCUAUCUGGCUCAGGUACUGACCCUCUGCCUGGCAUAUUUCAACAGCUGUGUCAACCCUUUGAUCUAUGUGUGCAUAGGGCGAAGCUUCAAAGACAGCAUGAGCCGCAGCCUGCGUCACGUUUUUCACUUUGCCACCGAGGACCCAAACUUAAAGGGGAGUGUCAAGAACAUUGACACCAAGAGCACCACCAAUGGAAGGGAGAUGACCAACAUCUGACUUGUUUUCACAAUCAAAGCCCAAACUUUUAUAUCUGUGGGGGAGAUAUAUAUGAACAGUUAACUCCCUGCAACUUUUUUUGGCCCUGAACUCAAAUUUAGUUUGGAAUAAACUCUCAAAUUUACCAACAUUGUUUUAAAGAGACCAUGUAAUACAUCAUUCUGAAUAUGUGGGCAGGUGGACUUCUGCAAAGGCAGUGAAUAUGUUGGGUGGCUCAUAAUUGCUAAUCAGGAUGUCUUGCAUAAUCUGCAAUGUUCCAAAAGUUCCCUCUUAAGCAGUAAAGAUUUAAACAUUUGGCCCACUUCCUCUUUUAUAUAUUAUCAACAGACGAGUUUUGUAUUUGCAAGCUACAGGUUUCUAUGUGCAUCACCUUACUGUGACAAAUUAAACUGCUGUCAGAGAAAGUUGUUUUUAACAUUCAUAGGUAUUCUUUCCUCAUAACAACUUUCGGUAGUGACGAAAGAUUGGGCAGAAAUGUCAUUUAUGUUGCUGUUACUUAUACACACCACAAGAGGGAAACAUUCUCUAAAAGUUUAAAGAUCACAAUGUUACAUUGCUUGUCAUAAGAACGGUUCAUUAUAACAAAGUUCCCUUUUCAAAAAGGCCUGACGUUUAUAACAUUUAUUCUUUUUCAAUUAACAGAAAACAUCUAACUAACAAAAAAUGUUGUAUUGAUGUAAUGUUUUUUUUUGUUUGACGUUUACAAAAAUAUUGCAUAUUUGACACAGUUUAAUAAGAAUUGCAGUGCAGGUUUUUUAAAGUAAGUAGGAAAGACGUUUUAUAUAUAUAUAGUUGUAUAUAUGGCUGUUAAACAGGAAUUUGGAUCAUGACUUCAGUAAAUGUUUUGGGAAUGAUGAAGUUAUGCACAUAUUUUGCAAGAAAUUGACAUGUAUUUAAACAAUAAAAUAUUAGAUGUCAGUCAA
Messenger RNA from Girardinichthys multiradiatus, 2751 nucleotides. RefSeq names its product C5a anaphylatoxin chemotactic receptor 1-like. The transcript is spliced from 2 exons. Lineage: Eukaryota; Metazoa; Chordata; Actinopteri; Cyprinodontiformes; Goodeidae. The coding region runs from base 764 to 1828 and encodes 354 amino acids. Gene Ontology annotation, cellular component: plasma membrane; nucleus. Gene Ontology annotation, molecular function: G protein-coupled receptor activity; complement receptor activity. The record is from RefSeq and is a predicted model, not a curated record. Gene Ontology annotation, biological process: positive regulation of cytosolic calcium ion concentration; inflammatory response; complement receptor mediated signaling pathway.